Daucus carota subsp. sativus is the source of this 1521-nucleotide messenger RNA. RefSeq lists its product as uncharacterized. The record is from RefSeq and is a predicted model, not a curated record. The coding region runs from base 101 to 1279 and encodes 392 amino acids. The transcript is spliced from 8 exons. Gene Ontology annotation, molecular function: nuclease activity. Lineage: Eukaryota; Viridiplantae; Streptophyta; Magnoliopsida; Apiales; Apiaceae.
CGGGACGGGAGCAUCGCGUUUCUGAAAUAGGAUUGAUAGGUGGCAUGCUAGAAAAUCCGUAUCGCCAAUAACCCAUUGAGCAAAGUGAUAAAGCGACAAAAUGUGGUCUUGUUGCUCGGCAAACCCAUUCAAAUUCCCAACACCUCAAAAACUCAACGGAGUUUCUUCUGGCGCCGUCAAAAUAUACAACCGGAAGACCCCACUUCUACCAAAGCACUUGCAUCUCAGUUUAAACUUACCCAAUACCAAAUUUUCAUUUUUAGCAAGCUUCGAGGUACCGGUUUCAGUACUCCUAGGCCAUAUAAAUUGCAAGCAUUUUAUUAGGGAGCUGUGUGAUCUUAUACGGCCCAGAUGGCUCGACUUUUCGUGGAGCUUCCCUUCUUGGAUUGUUUACAUGUACUGCAUCUGCCUAUGCCUUGUUGCAGAGGCUCAUCCUGAUCAAAUUGCUUCAGGAUAUUAUGCUUGUGAACAUGUUCAGAAUUAUUAUGCUGGUGCUCAACAUUUAAAAGGUGACAAAUUAAAGGAAAAAUUGAAUACUAUAAUCUCUGAGCAUCAAUCCCUUCCCUACACACAGGUCUGGGAUGCUAUCAAGAUCCUGGAUGCUGCUGAUGUGGAUGUACCAGAAGCCUCCUCUGAUGUAGUUGAAAUUUACUCGUUGCGAACCGUCUCAAAGAGCUUAGCUGGAAAACCUGAUGGAUGGAACAGAGAACAUCUGUGGCCUCGCUCUUAUGGGCUCAUAACACAUCAAACUCUGACUGACGUGCACAAUAUUAGGGCCGUGGAUGCCAACGUUAAUUCAUCUAGGGGAAACAAGUACUAUGGAGAAUGCAGUCCUGAUACAAGCCACUGUUUGAGACCGGCUACCAGAGAAGCUGCACCCGACACAGAAACAGACAAGAAGAGGUGGGCGCCCCCCUUGCAGGUCAGAGGGGACAUUGCUAGAGCGUUAAUGUAUAUGGCAGUUUGUUAUGGCUUUCCUCAAUCAGAUGGAGGGGUUAAUCUGAGGCUGUCUGAUUUUCCAAGAACUGCGAAAAAUGAGAUGGGUUUGCUUACCACGCUGUUGAGAUGGAACGAUCUUGAUCCACCUUCAAGGGAAGAGAAGUUGCGAAAUGAAAGAGUAUGUAAACUUUACCAGCACAACAGAAAUCCUUUCGUUGAUCAUCCAGAAUAUGCCAGUCUUAUAUGGGGACAAGUUCCUCCAAGUAGGAAAGGUUCUUAUGUACAUCGUGCAAAGUAUGGAUUAUCCAACUCCACUAGAACUAUCAAAAGAGACAACUGAGAAGUCAGACUUAAAAGGUUUCUGGUUAGAUUGCCAAAAAACAAACAUUCCUGGCUAACUAUUCUUUAGAGUAUAAUAUAUCGGAGUUACAAGCAACCAUCUUACCUGAGUAUACAACUUGGAUUUAUAACUUAUAAGCUCAGAUAUCUAUUAUAUUUUGCUUGGAGCUGUGCAGGCUUAGUUGACCUUGAUCCAUUCUGAUCAAACAUCAACCGGGUUCCUAUAUGAUCUAUUUCAUGUAA